This is a messenger RNA of Pelodiscus sinensis (Chinese soft-shelled turtle), 1847 nucleotides long. It is a transcript of the gene C2CD4D, whose product is annotated as C2 calcium dependent domain containing 4D. Lineage: Eukaryota; Metazoa; Chordata; Testudines; Trionychidae. The record is from RefSeq and is a predicted model, not a curated record.
GUGCUGCCAGCGGCUACAGCGGGCGGAAGAAUUCUCUCCUGGUAUCUCUCUUGCCAGCCAUGUGGCCCAAGGCCCCCUUCCCUGCGUGACCAGGGGUGACCAAGGUGAAGCCGCCAGGACCAGACACAGCAAAGGCAACUUGCCUUGUUCCAGUGGCAUCUGGGCUGACCCAGAUGGUAGCCAGAGGGCUGCUUCCUGCCUGCCCCCGUCCAGGCGUCCUUCUAAAUAUCCGUGGCCGGUCCUGGCGCUUACACUUUCUGGAGGAGCCCCCUGCUGGGAAGUCACUCUGCAAGCACUAGACUCCUUGUCUCCCUUCCCGGCCGCCGGCUGGCUCAGUGUGACGUGGAGAGCCGAGCGCUAUAACUCCCCCCGGCAAAGGCUGGUGGGUCCCAGCUGCUGCGGCAAAGCCGGGAGCGUGACGCCGAGAUCCCUGGGGAGGGGCACGCUGAAAGCAGGAGGCUUUUGACCCCAGGCCCUGGAUCGGGGUUUCCAUUGGAGGGGGCAGCAGCCUAGCGACCUGCUCCCCCGACUCCACCGAGAUGUUUCUCUCCAGAGAGAGGGCCACGAAGAAGCCGGGCCCGCCGCCUGCCUGCCCCAACAUCCUCACCCCCGACCGCAUCCCCCAGUUUUUCACCCCCCCCCAACUCUCCACCCUGCAGAACAGAGCCCCAGGCAGGAAUCCCAGUUCCCAGCAGGGCCCCCAGGGGCCCAGGAGCCCUGAAACAUCCAGGGCCCUGAUGGGCACCGCCAACCGGCACGUCAUCCACAUACCCAGCCUGGACCAGACGGGCGAGGCCAGCCAGCAGCUCUGCCCUGCCCACCUUGCCAGCCCAGGGGGCUUCCCCAUCCUGCCCGAGAGCCCCCACACACGCCGCAGGGAGUCCCUCUUUCACACCCCCUGCCUGCCCCAGUGCGUCUCCCUCGACCUCUCCCUGGUGCUGCAGCCUGUCUCCCCGCCCGGUGAUUGGGACAGCGACACGGCCUCCUCUACGAGUUCCUCCCCCUUCGGCUCCCCACUGCUGGUGCGCUCCCCACCCUGCCAGGCCCACGGGGGCUGGCCCCUCUGUCGCUGCACCCUGCAUGCCCAGGCAGGGGGCCGGGCUAGCUCGCUCUCCACGGAGGACGCCAGCUCAGCGGACAACAGCCCCUGCGUCCCACGCCGUGCGGCCGAGCCCAGCUGGGGGUCAGCAGCCAGGUUGGCCCCACCUCUCUUCUUCCCCCUGGACUUCAUCUGCCGCCCCGUGCGGGUGGCCCAGGAGAACACGGUGGCGCUGAGCCGAGGCGGGCGCCUGCGCCUCUCCUCCGAGUACAUCCCGGCCAGCAGGCGCCUGCACGUCCGGCUGGUCAGCGCCGAGGGCCUGUACCCGCAGUCCUGCCCCCCCCGGCACGUCGGCUGCUGCGUGUCCCUGCAGCUGCGGCCCGGCCAGGCGCAGAAGCAGCGCACCGCCCUGGUCCAGAGGAGCCGGAGCCCCAUCUUCAACGAGGACUUCUUCUUCGAGGGCCUCGCGCCCCACGAGCUGCCCGGCCGCAGCCUCCGGCUCAAGGCCCUCAGCAAGGGCUGCGGUGUGAGGCGGGACACUGUGCUGGGCGAGGCCGAGGUCCCGCUGCCCGCCCUGCUGCCCAGCUAGGUCCCAGCACACCCUGAGGCCUGGUGCUUGUCCCCGGUGGGGACCGGGGAGGCGGGACAUGCGGGAGGGAAAGGGACUUGGCCAAGCAUUGGGGGGCUGGAGGGAAUGUGACGACUGCCCAGAAGCUCUGUCCUUUGGCUGGAGCCCCACACUGCACCCUUGUCCCUUCCCUCUGCCCCCUCUAGCUCUUUCCUCCUGCCCCCCGAAAUGACAGCUCCC